Molecule: messenger RNA, 2968 nt
Organism: Xiphias gladius (swordfish)
Lineage: Eukaryota; Metazoa; Chordata; Actinopteri; Istiophoriformes; Xiphiidae
Gene: smurf1
Product: SMAD specific E3 ubiquitin protein ligase 1
Exons: 18
Coding region: 205-2403 (732 amino acids)
Biological process (GO): ubiquitin-dependent protein catabolic process; negative regulation of BMP signaling pathway
Molecular function (GO): protein binding; ubiquitin protein ligase activity
Source: RefSeq, a predicted model, not a curated record
GCCUGCCCGAAAAUGUUCUCCCGUGUUGUUGGGUUUCGAAGGAGUGCGGGACUUUGCCAUGAAAUAAUACAUUUUUACCCGUGAGGAAAUAAAAAACCAACCGCAUGAUUUUAAACUGAAGUUACUCACUUUCCCAUUAAGUGGUGAAACUGUGAUUUUGGGACACUCCAACGGGAAGUUUGUGUGAUCGUUUUUCCCGGAGUGAUGUCGAAUCCUGGGACUCGGAGGAACGGGUCCAGCAUCAAAAUCCGACUGACAGUAUUAUGUGCCAAGAACCUUGCAAAGAAAGACUUCUUUCGCCUGCCAGAUCCAUUUGCCAAAGUUGUGGUGGACGGAUCAGGUCAAUGCCACUCUACAGACACAGUCAAGAGCACACUGGACCCCAAAUGGAAUCAGCACUACGACCUUUACAUUGGAAAGACAGACUCCAUCACUAUCAGUAUAUGGAACCACAAAAAGAUCCAUAAACGACAGGGGGCAGGCUUCCUGGGAUGCAUACGACUUCUUUCCAAUGCUAUCAGCAGGCUAAAAGACACAGGAUACCAGCGUCUAGAUCUAUGUAAACUCAACCCCACGGACAGUGACGCAGUGCGGGGGCAGAUUGUAGUGAGCUUACAGACACGAGACCGCAUCGGCAGUGGAGGCCCUGUAGUGGACUGCCGAGGACUGUUGGAAAAUGAUGGGCCUGUGUUUGAGGGAUGUUUCAGUGAAGAGCCGCUGCCCUACUCUGACUCCACUGGAGCAGCGGGGGGCGGGAACUGCCGGCUUGAUUCCCCCAGUCAGGAGAGUCGUCUUCAGACCCAGCGAAUCAGAGGGCAGGACCCCAGAGGCCAUGGCCACACCCCUCAGAACAGACCUCAUGGGCACCAACCGCCUGACCUACCAGAGGGAUACGAGCAGCGAACAACAGUGCAGGGCCAGGUGUACUUCCUUCACACACAGACAGGCGUCAGCACCUGGCACGACCCUCGGAUACCACGGGACCUGGCCAGCGUGAGCUGCGAGGAGCUUGGUCCAUUGCCAGUGGGCUGGGAGGUCCGGAGCACCGUGUCUGGCCGGAUCUACUUUGUGGACCACAACAACCGAACCACACAGUUCACAGACCCACGACUACACACCAUUAUCAGCCAGCAAUCCCAAGCAAAGGAAUCGUCCCAAGCCCCCCAGAUGGAUGUGGGGGGUGAGGAGGGGGGAGGAGGAGGAGUGGGCAGCGGCGGAGGAGGAGGAGAUGGAGAUGUGGCAGCGCGCUACGAGAGAGACUUGGUCCAUAAAUUGAAGCUGCUCCGGCAUGAGCUGUCCUUGCAGCAGCCUCAAGCAGGUCACUGUCGCAUAGAGGUGUCCCGAGAGGAGAUCUUUGAGGAGUCGUAUCGGCAGAUAAUGAAGAUGAGGCCGAAAGACCUGAAGAAGCGUCUGAUGGUGAAGUUCAGGGGAGAGGAAGGCCUGGACUACGGUGGAGUGGCCAGGGAGUGGCUGUACCUGCUGUGUCAUGAAAUGUUGAACCCCUAUUACGGCCUAUUCCAGUACUCCACAGACAAUAUCUACACACUACAGAUCAACCCCGACUCCUCCAUCAACCCUGACCACCUCUCAUAUUUUCACUUUGUGGGUCGUGUGAUGGGCCUUGCAGUUUUCCAUGGUCACUACAUUAACGGGAGCUUCACGCUGCCCUUCUACAAACAGCUGCUAGGCAAACCCAUCCAGCUCAACGACCUGGAGACCACCGACCCGGAGUUGCACAAGAGCCUCGUCUGGAUAUUAGAGAACGACAUCACUUCAGUCCUCGACCACACAUUCUGUGUGGAGCACAAUGCCUUUGGAAAGUUUUUACAACAUGAACUCAAACCUAAUGGGCGUAAUAUCCCCGUCACGGAGGAGAACAAGAAAGAAUAUGUACGGCUUUAUGUGAACUGGAGGUUUAUGCGAGGUAUUGAAGCCCAGUUUCUGGCUCUACAGAAGGGAUUCAGUGAGCUCAUACCCCAGCACCUCCUCAAACCUUUUGACCAUAAAGAACUUGAGUUGAUCAUCGGUGGAUUGGGGAAGAUCGACCUUGUAGACUGGAAGACCAACACCCGCCUGAAGCACUGCACAAGUGAAAGCAACGUGGUGCGGUGGUUCUGGCAGGCAGUGGAGGCCUUCAGUGAGGAGAGGAGAGGACGCCUGCUGCAGUUUGUCACAGGCUCCACCAGGGUCCCCCUACAGGGUUUCAAGGCGCUGCAGGGCUCUACAGGUUCUGCAGGACCAAGGCUCUUUACCAUCCAUUUGAUAGACGCCAACACAGACAACCUGCCCAAGGCUCACACGUGUUUUAACAGGAUAGACAUCCCUCCCUACGAGUCUUACGAGAAACUUUAUGAGAAACUGCUAACAGCUGUGGAGGAGACCUGCGGAUUCGCUGUGGAGUGAUGAAUCCACAACCAAAACCAACAUACACACAGUCACACUUGAGCUUGCAAACAACUCUUUGACAUUUUACAUAUAAACACACGUAAGCAGAAUAUCAAGUAUACACAGAGUAUACAGAGUGGCCAAGCAUCACAAGAACACACACACACAGUCUCUUGCCACCUCUUCACCACCGAACUGUUGGGGGUUAAAGGAGGAAGCACAGCAGGAGAAGGGAAAAAAACAAAAAAAAAGUAUUUUAAAAUUUUUCAAAUGUUUUGAAGAAGCAUUUUUAUCCUUCAGUUUUAACAAGCUAUGAUGUCAUUCUUCAGAAUGUCUGACCACCACAGCGAAUUUGACUCGAAGUCGCACUCGAGUCUCCGGACAGAAUCGGCCAAUCACAUAUGAGCCUGCGAACAGAGACGCUUAAAUCAGAUGUGUAAAGAACAAGGCGGAGACUGAUUGUCUUUCUGUCUGAGAAGCUGACUGAUUGCCUAGAAUUCAUGCUUCAUGUUUAACCACUGUCCUGUAUCAGAGUGUGUGUGUGUGUGUGUGUGCGUGUGUGUGUGUGUGUGUGUGUGUGUGU